CGACGAACCUCGACUGUCUCUCCUUCCAACACUACCAAACAAUCCGCCACCACUUUCCUUUUCCUUCUCACCCUCCUACGAAAUUCGAGCCCGCUAUGUCGAUGGACACGGGUCUCAUCACCCUCGUCAACAAGCUCCAAGACGCCUUCACAAAUGUCGGCGUGCAGCAGAAUGUCGACUUGCCUCAAAUCACCGUCCUGGGCAGCCAGUCCUCUGGCAAGUCAUCCGUACUAGAGAACAUCGUUGGGCGUGACUUCCUACCUCGAGGUACAGGUAUCGUCACUCGUCGUCCUUUGGUACUGCAGCUCAUCAACAGGCCCGCGGCUGACUCUAAAGCUGGCGUCCAGAAUGGCGAUACGCCAACCCCGGGUGCUGAUGGGAACAAGAAGAACCCAUACGAGUGGGGAGAAUUCUUGCAUCUACCGGGAGAGAAGUUUCAUGACUUUCAGAAGAUUAGAGAGGAGAUUGUGCGCGAUACGGAGCUCAAGACGGGCAAGAACGCAGGCAUCUCUCCUCAACCGAUUAACCUGCGCAUCUAUUCGCCCAACGUCCUGACCCUGACCCUCGUCGACUUGCCCGGAUUGACAAAGGUGCCCGUCGGCGACCAACCGCGUGACAUUGAGCGUCAGAUCCGCGACAUGGUUUUGAAGUACAUCUCAAAGCCAAACGCAGUCAUCCUCGCCGUCACUGCAGCCAACACUGACUUGGCUAACUCGGAUGGGCUGAAGCUGGCGCGAGAGGUCGACCCGGAUGGAACGCGUACGGUGGGCGUUUUGACCAAGGUGGAUCUGAUGGACCAGGGAACAGACGUGGUUGACAUCCUGGCUGGGAGGGUCAUCCCGCUUCGAUUGGGCUAUGUGCCCGUCGUGAACCGUGGACAGAGGGACAUUGACCAGAGAAAGGAGGUCAGCGCUGCGCUCGAGGCGGAGAAGCAGUUUUUCGAGGGGCAUCCGAGCUACCGUAGCAAGGCCAACUAUUGUGGCACACCGUUCCUCGCUCGCAAGCUCAACACGAUUCUCAUGCACCACAUCCGCAACACCCUACCCGACAUCAAGAGCAAGAUUGCCUCGCAACUAGCCAAAUAUCAGGCAGAGCUGCAGUCACUUGGUGGCCCGCUGGGCGACGCCAACUCUGGCAACAUCGUUCUCUCAAUCAUCACCGAGUUCUGCAACGAGUUCCGCACCGUCAUCGACGGCAACUCCAACGACCUCUCGGUCAAUGAGCUGGCCGGGGGUGCUCGCAUCUCGUUUGUCUUCCACGAGCUCUUCGCCAACGGCGUCAAGGCCAUCGACCCCUUCGACUCAGUCAAGGAUGCCGACAUUCGCACCAUCCUGUACAACUCGAGCGGUUCCUCCCCUGCCCUCUUCGUAGGCACGACGGCCUUCGAGGUCAUCGUCAAGCAGCAGAUCAAGCGCCUCGAAGACCCCUCGCUCAAAUGCGUAGGCCUAGUCUACGACGAGCUGGUGCGCAUCCUCUCGCAGCUCCUUGCCAAGAAUCAAUCAUUCCGCCGCUUCCCUGCACUUAGGGAGCGCUUCAAUACAGUCGUCAUUCACUUCUUCAAGCGCUGCCUCGCCCCCACCACGAAGCUGGUAACGGACAUUGUCAACUCGGAAGCCUGCUACCUAAACACAGGACACCCAGACUUCAUCUCGGGGCAUCGCGCGAUGGCCAUUGUGAACGAGCGCCUCCACCCUCCCGAGAAGCCGCCUACUGAGCAGAGGCGCAAGGACCUCGCCAUCAACAACGAGAAGGACCUGGACGUCAAUGUCAAGAACGAGCAGGGCUUCUUUGGCUCCUUCUUCGGAGGAACAAAGCAACAGCAACAGAACCGCGCUCGCCAGGCUUUGAUGGAGAGUCCGCCUCCGCAGCUGCGCGCCUCUGGCCAGCUGACGGACAGGGAGACGAUGGAGGUCGAGGUGAUCAAGCUGCUCAUCACGUCGUACUUCAACAUCACCAAGCGCACCAUCAUCGACAUGAUCCCCAAGGCGACGAUGUUGCACCUGGUGAGCGAGGCGAAGAAUGCGCUUCAGAGGGAGCUGCUACAGGAGCUGUACGCCAGGCAGGAGACGAUGAACGAGGUCAUGAAGGAGAGUGACCAUGUUGUCACGAGGAGGAAGGAGUGCGUCAAGAUGAUUGCAGCCUUGGAGAAGGCGUCGGAGAUUAUCGCUACCGUCUAGAGUAUGGGCGAGGGAGGGAAGGCUGCAAGACGAAGGCGGCGGCGGCGGCGGCGGCGGCUGCGUAGAUGGGGGCAGAGAGACGGAAGGCAGAGAUCGACGACCCAACGGAGGACGCGGAAGGGAUGUCUGUCUCUCUUUACACGAUCGG
This is a messenger RNA of Jaminaea rosea, 2325 nucleotides long. RefSeq lists its product as hypothetical. Lineage: Eukaryota; Fungi; Basidiomycota; Exobasidiomycetes; Microstromatales. The transcript is spliced from 3 exons. The record is from RefSeq and is a predicted model, not a curated record. Gene Ontology annotation, biological process: peroxisome organization. Gene Ontology annotation, molecular function: GTP binding; microtubule binding; GTPase activity. Gene Ontology annotation, cellular component: peroxisome; membrane; cytoplasm. The coding region runs from base 96 to 2177 and encodes 693 amino acids.